AUGUCGAGGUACCUGCCGCCAUCAGGGCGCCCAGGCCCUCCCCUGGGGGACAGCGGACCCGCACUGACCGCUUCCCGGCCCGCAGGUGUGAAGACCCCCUUGUGGAAGAAGGAACUGGGGGAGACCGUGGCCAGGAAGGCGGAGCGCGAGGAAGACCUGGAGCGUUCGGGGGAGGAAGAAGAGGAGGAGGAGGAGGAGGAAGAUGAGGAGGAUGAGGAGGAGCCGAGGCCAGGCGCGCCGGGCGCCGCGCAGGACGAGGCGGGGGCGCGCGAGGCCCGCGAGCGCAGCUCGGUGUCCUACUGCCCUCUGCGCCAGGAGCCCAGCACGCAGCAGGCGGCGCUGCUGCGGCGCGCCGACCUCGGCUUCUGGAGCUGGCUCAGCCCCUGGGCGCUGCUCGCCAGCCUGGCGGCCCCCGCCGACAGGAAGCGGAGCCCCCCGGAGGAGCCGUGCGUGCUGGAGACCCGGCGGGGGCGGCCGCGCCACGGGGGCUGCGCGCGCUGCGAGAUCCUGUUUUGCAAGAAAUGCCAGGGUCUGCACUGCCAUCCGGCCUACAUAGCCCACUCUGUCCUGGAGCACCCAGAUCUGGUAUUGCCUCCUCGAAGGAACUUCACCUUCAACAGAAGAAACACAAUUCCCAAGGCCGAGGGAGGAGAGAAGCCUCUGGGGAAAGGGACUCUUUUGGUUUCUCCUGAGACACCAGGCUCUCCAGGGAACACAUGUGUUCUGCUAACUUCCCACUGUUGCCUCCAGAGAGGCUGA
Perognathus longimembris pacificus (Pacific pocket mouse) is the source of this 759-nucleotide messenger RNA. RefSeq names its product chromosome 17 C17orf50 homolog (gene Pgbdf). The coding region runs from base 1 to 759 and encodes 252 amino acids. NCBI's taxonomy places the organism in Eukaryota, Metazoa, Chordata, Mammalia, Rodentia, Heteromyidae. The record is from RefSeq and is a predicted model, not a curated record. The transcript is spliced from 4 exons.